AUGUCUGCUCAAUCUAACAUUAAUCCUCUUCUAACUCCUUAUAAGUUGGGCAAUUUCAAUCUUUCUCACAGAGUUGUUUUAGCACCAUUAACCAGGGAGAGAUCAUACGACAAUGUUCCUCAGCCACAUGCUAUAUUGUAUUAUUCGCAGAGGACUACCAAAGGGGGCCUUCUUAUAUCUGAAGCCACCGGAGUUUCUGAUACUGCUCAAGGGUAUCCUCAUACUCCAGGAAUUUGGACCAAAGAACAAAUAGAGGCAUGGAAACCUAUUGUAGAUGCUGUUCAUGCCAAAGGUGGCAUCUUCUUUUGUCAAAUUUGGCAUGUUGGCAGAGUUUCAAAUUCAGGUUUUCAGCCAAAUUGGCAGGCUCCAAUAUCUUGCACAGACAAUGGCAUUGAUUAUGCAGAUUUCACACCUCCGAGGCGAUUAAGAACAGAUGAAAUUCCUCAAAUUGUGAAUGAUUAUAGGAUUGCCGCACGGAAUGCCAUGGAAGCCGGUUUCGAUGGAGUUGAGAUCCAUGGGGCUCAUGGCUACUUAAUCGACCAAUUUAUGAAAGAUCAGGUGAAUGAUCGUACGGAUCAAUAUGGCGGAUCUCUAGAAAACCGCUGUCGUUUUGCUCUCGAAGUUGUUGAAGCUAUAGUCAACGAGAUAGGAGCAGAUAAAGUUGGAAUUAGGUUAUCUCCAUUCGCUAACUAUAUGGAAUCAGGAGAUUCGAAUCCUGAAGCUUUGGGACUCCACAUGGUCGAAUCGUUGAACAAAUACAAAAUUCUUUACUGCCAUAUGGUCGAGCCAAGAAUGAAAACGGUCAGCGAAAUUUCUAAAUGUACUGACAGUCUUUUGCCUCUAAGACACGCUUUCAAUGGUACUUUUAUUGCUGCUGGAGGUUAUGACAAGGAAGACGGAAACAAAGCUGUUGCAGAAAACCAUGCAGAUCUUAUCGCUUUUGGUCGUCAUUUUCUUGCUAAUCCAGAUUUACCUAGGAGUUUCGAACUUAAUGCUCCUUUGAACAAGUACCGCAGAGAUACAUUUUACACUUCUGAUCCUAUGAUUGGUUACACUGAUUAUCCAUUUCUUGAAACCACUCCUUAAGGAUAUAAACAUUUUAUCCCAAUGGUAUAGUUCAUUUUAC
Mercurialis annua (annual mercury) is the source of this 1126-nucleotide messenger RNA. Its product is annotated as 12-oxophytodienoate reductase 2-like. The record is from RefSeq and is a predicted model, not a curated record. The transcript is spliced from 5 exons. Gene Ontology annotation, molecular function: oxidoreductase activity; FMN binding. Bases 1 to 1086 code for a protein of 361 amino acids. NCBI's taxonomy places the organism in Eukaryota, Viridiplantae, Streptophyta, Magnoliopsida, Malpighiales, Euphorbiaceae.